AUGUCUAGUCAACAGCAUCCUACCAACAUUCCAACGGCAAAUUCUUCCACUUCCGUACCGAUUUUAAUCAACCAAUAUCUUGCAUCCAUUGGGAAUGACGACGAAAUUGCUAGAACUUACGUGAAUGAUAUAAUUCAUUUACUUGAAACCAAAAAAUUGACCUUAUUGCAAUUGAUUCAAAAUCUAGGAUCUUCACUCACAUCAGAUAAUGAUUUAAUAAGAGCUAAAAGUAUUCAACUACUUAGUGAAACUGUUGGUGGUACUCAAUUAUCAAGACAAGAUAUCAAUGUUAUGAUUGAUUUUUUAUUGAAUAAAUUCAAUGAUAAAUUGAGUUUAUUAUAUUCUUUACAAGGGAUUAAUCUGUUGAUGUCUCAAAAGUAUUAUUUAUCAAGUAAUAAUGAGAAAAUAUUAAACAAAAUAUUGAAUGAUUAUGACACUGGAAAAAAUUUAGCCAAAGUAAGGCAUGAAGUUUUCCAAAUUUUAACGAAAAUAAAUGACAUUAAUGAAUUAUUCAUCAAGACCUUUUUACAUAUUGCAUCUGGAGAAAAAGAUCCAAGAAAUCUAUUACUUUCUUUCAAAUUGAAUGAGACAAUUAAUUCGACCUUUAAGUUUGAUAAAGAAAAUGAUACACAUACUACUUUCAUUCAGGAACUAUUUGAUGUUUGUUUUUGUUAUUUUCCUAUAAGUUUUUCACCUCCUUCAAAUGAUCCUUACAAAAUCACAUCAGAAGAAUUGAAGACGAAAUUAAGAAAAGUUAUUGCAUCACAAUCCUUAUUUGCCUACGAAUCUUUUCCAAAUUUGAUUGAAAAAUUAGCAUCAACCAAUCCAAUGAUACGAAAUGACACUUUGAAGACCAUCGUGUUAUGUAUCGAACAGUACGACUCGACUGCAAUUGAAGAGCACUGGUUGUCUUUAUGGAAUGCAUUGAAGUUCGAGAUACUUCAUAAUGAUGCUGCGGUUUUCAAACCUAUCGAUAGUAUCAUACCUGGAGAUUUUGAUGCGAUCGACGACAAUGAUGAGGAAAAGGUUUUAUUUUUAACUUUAAUUGCAUUUGAAAAUAUUAUUAAAAAAUUACCUGUCCCUAAUGUAAUGUUAGAUCAAGCAAUAGAGGAAUUAAAUUUAAAAGAAAAACCAAAACAAGCAAUUAUCAUUUUAGCAACAUUUGCAAGUACAUCAGUUGAAAAUUAUAAUUUAGUCAUUGAUUAUGUCUUAAAUAAAGUUUGGGGGAAAUAUUUGAAUAUUGAAACAAGAAAUGAAGAAGAGAAUGAAGAUAAGAAUGAGGAAAUUGCAUUGAAUAUUCAAAAACAAAGAGAAUUAGUAGAUAAUUUUGGAUUUUUAUUAGUUUCUCAUCCAAAUCAAGAAACUCAAUUACAAAAUUAUAAAGAUCAUUUAUUAAUAUUUUUCAGUCAAAUUUUGACGAAUUCAUCAAAUAUUGAAAAAACACUAAGAUGUAAAACUAUACAACAAUUGAUAAAUUUAAUAAAAAUUCCAAAUUUUUUAAGCAAAACAAAUAUUGAGUUAAUUUUGGACAUAUUUAAAAACAUUCUAUUUGAAUCGACACCAGGUGAUAUCGUGAUUAAGGAAAUCAUAAAUAAUUUGACUCCUUUAAUGGAAGAUUCUAAAGUUUCAAAUUUGGUCAUAGAAUUUAUUAUAAAUCCAAUAUUAAAUACCUUAAAUUAUGAUGACUUAUUGCAAUUCAAAAUUUCAUUAGCUGUACUUAGUGAAUUGUGUGUGAACUAUCAAGUACUUGAAGUAUUAUCAAUAAGAUUAUUUAAAUUCUCAAUUCUGGAUGAAUUUUUAGAAGUGACACUUGAGACUUUUUUAAAGUUGUUUAAUAAAGUUGAGAUUAUAAAUCAAUUUUUGACUAAUUCAUGGACCAAAAAUUUUAUUCCUAAACUAUUAAGACUCAUUGAAGAAAGAGAACAUAAUUUUGUAAUCAUCGAGUUAUUUAGUAAUUUACUUAGACAAAUUGUUAGAUUCAUAGAUGUGACUAAACACCAGUCACUUUUGAAUGAGUUUCAUGAAAAGUAUAAGUUAUAUGAAACUGAACCAACCGCAAAUAUUGUCAUUUUUACAAAAAUUUUAUCUGCUAUAGAUAAAUCAUGCAAAUUAAAUGUUGAUGGUGAUAUCAUUUCAACUAUACAAAGUCUAGACUCGAUAAGUGAUCAAUUUCUAAGAAUACAAUACCUUCAACAUAUGUGUUUACUUAUCAAUAAAUUUGAUAAUUUAUAUAACUUGUCUUUGAUUACCGAGGAUCUUAAGGCAUUUGAAAUAUACAUCUGGUCAUUGAGGGCAUUGCUUUCCAAAUUGGACAAGUCCGGUAUUAAAUUAUUACAAGAUCAAUUAAACUUAUAUAAAGAAACGAAAAACCCAAUUUUAAUCAAAUCAUUACCUAUUUUAUUUUAUGAAUUGUCCAUAUUUCAAAAUCCAUCAUUACCCAAGAAAUUGAUUUCAAAAGUUAACAAUUUAAAUGUCAAAUUAUUAUACAAACAACAAAUUUUUGAAAUAAUUUUACCUUAUUUGCUUGAAGAUUCAGAUACUGAAGAAUCAAUUUUAAACUACGAAAUACUAUCACAAAUAAUAUCAAACAUUUCAAAAAACAUCAUCAUCCCACAUUUAUCUGAAUUUUUACCCUUCAUUCUCAAAUCAUUUUCAAUCAAUCAAACCUCAAUCUAUAGAUCAUCAUUAAAAAUAUUGGAGAUUAUAAUAAUUGAAGACAAUUCUUUGAUUUUAACAAAUUUAAAAAUGAUAAUUUCAAAUUUAAUACUAAUCUCAACUUCAAACACUAAUGAAGAAGUCAAAAAAUUAAGUUUAAAUGAUCUUUUAUUAAUAUUUCAAAACUUUGAACUUGAAAUUGUUGAAAAGUAUAAAAAAUCCACAUUGAAAGAUUUAGAAAGUUGUUUGGAUGAUAAAAAGAGGAGCAUUAGAAAAUUAGCUAUUGAUUUAAGACAAUUUAUAUAUGAAUUAAAAUAA
This is a messenger RNA of Lodderomyces pseudojiufengensis, 2973 nucleotides long. RefSeq names its product Met18p (gene MET18). The transcript has a single exon. Gene Ontology annotation, biological process: iron-sulfur cluster assembly. Bases 1 to 2973 code for a protein of 990 amino acids. The record is from RefSeq and is a predicted model, not a curated record. NCBI's taxonomy places the organism in Eukaryota, Fungi, Ascomycota, Pichiomycetes, Serinales, Debaryomycetaceae. Gene Ontology annotation, cellular component: cytosolic [4Fe-4S] assembly targeting complex.